Messenger RNA from Penicillium arizonense, 1710 nucleotides. RefSeq lists its product as uncharacterized. Gene Ontology annotation, molecular function: carbohydrate:proton symporter activity. NCBI's taxonomy places the organism in Eukaryota, Fungi, Ascomycota, Eurotiomycetes, Eurotiales, Aspergillaceae. The transcript is spliced from 5 exons. Gene Ontology annotation, cellular component: membrane. The record is from RefSeq and is a predicted model, not a curated record. The coding region runs from base 1 to 1710 and encodes 569 amino acids. Gene Ontology annotation, biological process: carbohydrate transport; transmembrane transport.
AUGAGUGACAAAAUCCCUUCAUGGAAUGUUGUCCACAAGCUGGAGAAGCGCCAGCUUCUUGUCGGGAUCAACUGUGUCGCUGCGCUAUCCAUUCUAUUUUUCGGAUAUGAUCAGGGUAUGAUGUCCGGCGUGAACAAUGCCAAAGACUACAUCGACUUGAUGGGCUUCGGUUAUACCAAGGUGGUGGAUGGUGAGGUGACACCGGUGGUCACGAAUUCCUUGCUACAGGGUGGAAUCGUGUCAGUCUACUAUCUCGGAACUCUUGUCGGUGCCUUAUUUGGUGGUUGGAUCGGUGACCGGAUGGGUCGAAUCAAGUCGAUUGCUGUUGGAGCCGCUUGGGCUAUUUUCGGUGCGGCUCUGCAAUGCUCGGCUCAGAAUCACGUUUGGAUGAUUUGCGCUCGUUUGAUUAACGGAAUCGGAACUGGUAUUUUGAAUGCUAUCGUUCCUGUGUGGGCUACCGAGACGGCUGAGCAUACUUCGCGUGGUCAAUUCAUUGCUAUUGAAUUUACACUCAACAUCUUUGGUGUUGUCUUGGCUUACUGGCUGGAGUUUGGCCUUUCUUUCAUCGACAACGGAGAAUCAGCAUUCCGCUGGAGAUUCCCCAUCGCCUUCCAGAUCAUCUUCCUGCUGGUCCUUUUCUCGGCCGUCUGGUUCUUCCCAGAGUCUCCUCGAUGGCUCGUCAAGGUCGGCCGAGAGGACGAGGCUCGCUACAUCCUGCAGCGUCUGCGUGGAUCUAGCGGAGAAGACCUCGUCCGCGCAGAGGCCGAGUUCCAGGAUAUCCUCAGCAUCGCCGAGAUGGAAAAGACCGUCGUUCACGGCAACUCGUAUCUAUCUAUGCUUUUCGGCUACAAGUCCGGUGAUCUUCACAUCGGACGUCGCGUGCAGCUGGUCGUAUGGUUGCAGAUCAUGCAGGAAUGGGUUGGAAUCGCCGGUGUGACCGUUUAUGCCCCGACAAUCUUCAGCAUUGCUGGAUUUGACUCGACGAAGAGUCAGUGGAUCAGUGGAUUGAACAAUGUUUUCUACAUGUUUGCUACUCUGGUCUGCGUCUUUACCCUCGACCGCAUCGGUCGCCGAUGGACGUUGUAUUGGGGAUCGGUAGUCCAGGGAAUCGCCAUGUUCCUCGCGGGUGGAUUUUCCCGACUCGCCAUCGACUCCAAGGCAGCCGGUGAAAUGGGCAAAGCAUCCUCAUAUGGUGCAGCCGCGGCCUCGAUGAUCUUCAUCUUCACCUCCACGUUCGGUGCGACGUGGUUGACCGUGCCAUGGCUUUACCCCGCAGAGAUCUUCCCUCUGGCCGUUCGCGCCCGAGGAAACGCCUUUGGUGUCGUGGGAUGGAGUAUCGGAAACGGAUGGCUGACUCUCCUGUGUCCCGUCAUGUUCAACGCUAUCGGCGAAAAGACCCUCUACGUCUUCGCCGCCAGCAAUGUCAUCACUAUUCCUAUGGUAUGGGCUCUCUACCCAGAAAGCAACCAACGCACACUCGAAGACAUGGAUCUUCUCUUCGCAGCGAAGACACCCUGGACUUGGGAUGCAGAGGCUACCUUUGCACGCCUCAAGGCUGAGAAUCCGGGCAUGGUCCAGACGCUCAGUCGCAAGGGUAGUGUUGUGGACCCGGAGACUGGAAAGACUCUUUCUAUUGGCGCUGCUGCUGCUACUGCGGCUGCCAAGAUGGAUGAUAGUACCACUGCGGCUGAGCAUGUAGAUCGCGCUUGA